Molecule: messenger RNA, 828 nt
Organism: Danaus chrysippus (African queen)
Lineage: Eukaryota; Metazoa; Arthropoda; Insecta; Lepidoptera; Nymphalidae
Source: the annotation of a GenBank genome assembly
AUGAUAUUUCAGGCUGGUUGUUUGUUUCUGUCACUUGUGGGGGGAAUUAUAGGUUUACCCUUAGACGCAGAACAGGAUACAUCUCCUUACUUUGAUUAUCCCCAGCGUCGGAUUUACAAUGGUGAUGAAGCUGGUCUCGUGCCUCAUAUGGUAGCUUUGGUCAUCAGUGAAUAUACCAAAACCUUCUUAUGUGGUGCCUCCCUUAUUACAAAACGACAUGUACUCACCGCCGCUCACUGUGUCCAUGGUCUUAAGAAAAACGGUGCACUGAUGGAAUCUGCAAGAGGAAUAGUUGGAACAAAUUAUUGGAACAAGGGUGGAACUCAAUAUACCUUUUCUAGCAACAUUCCUCAUCCUGAAUGGAAUUCAAAAACAAAAAAGAGUGAUAUUGGUAUACUUAUCACGUCACAACCGGUGACACUAAAUGAAUAUGUGCAGAUCGUUACUCUCAAUUUUAAUUUUAUCGGAGGUAACGUCCCUGUUGUUGUCAACGGAUGGGGUAGACUUCAAAAGGAUGCCAACAAUCCUUCACCUUCACUCCAGGAACUUCAAACAUAUACUAUUGACAGCAGUUCGUGUGCAUCUCGUAUAGCGAAUCCACUAAAUGCUGCAACCAUUUUCGAUCCAAACAGGGAUAUUUGUACUUUUAGUGAUAAGAACUCAGGCGUAUAUUUUGGUGAUUCAGGCAGCCCAGUAAUACUUCAAAAUACUAGACAGCAAAUUGCUGUCGUAUCGAGGGUAUUUAAAUCGCCUACUUCCAGAUAUCCCGACCUGUAUGUGAGAGUUAGUGCCUACAAAGAUUGGAUUCUACAAAUUAUACGAUUGUAG